AUGCCGUCCCGUAUCGUGGAGAGCAGAGAUUCCCCGGAGCGGGAGGAGGAGGAAGAGGAGUUCGAGAUCGAAGAUUUGCCGGAGAACGGGUCUUCCAUGGGCAGUCGGUUCGCGCUUCUGGGGCGCCAAUUGAGGAUGCGAACGGCCAGCCGAGACCGGCUUGUCAAUGGGUUCAAAGGCUGCUUCGGGCGGUUCAUCAUCACUCCCGACAACAGGUGAGAAUCGAAUCAUACAUGCUUUCCAUUUACUGCCUCCCCCCUCUGGAAAACCUCAGAUAUAAUUAGUCAGUCGGAGAAAUGGGCAUUCAAACCCGGGAUCCCCAGGUCUGCGUGCAGUGUAUGGUAAGAUAUAGAUGCCAGAUCAUCGACAAGAAGAAUGGGUAGACGAAUUGCAUUCAUGGAUGAUGAACGAACAACAUUUCUUCGUUGGAGCGCGCGUCCAUUUCGGAGUCUCCGUGUUCUCGGACUUAUUCACAGCUGUCCUACGGCGUGCUGCUUCAUAAAUUUAUCAAAACUAGUUUACUCGGGUUGAUUUUAUAAUCAGGAAAAUAUAUAUAUAUAGAGAUGUCUUAUCUAGGUCAGUGUCAGCCGCCACCACACCCAUGACCCAGCUUGGCGCGUAGAUAUUUACUACCAGUUCUUUCCUUGGAUCAUGCAUUCAUUAAAUCAUAGAAAAUGAUCCUUUUAAUUUUGUUUUACUAUGUUUUAAUUCAUUUUUCUAUUAUUUAAUCACGAUUGCAUUCAUUAACGAUUUAUUUAUUUGACUUUUUUAACAUCUUCUGUGCAUUGAACUUUCGAAAUUAAGAAAAAAUUCGGACCCUCGUGAUUAUAAUACGACUAUCUUAUAUUGAAAAGUUUUAAAUAUAUUAGAAAAAGGCCGAGAACCCUACUUGUCUGAGGUUGUAGUGGUCGAGACUUCCGCUGGGGGCUGCUCUGAGAAAAGGUUAAGCAAAGCGGUCCGCGUCAGGCCGCAGACUUCCUGCCGGGUGUGACGCCGUCCCGGAGGCAAGUGGGGCGGAGAUUCCCCACAAGAUUCUUUUGGAUAAAACGCAGAGGAGAUUCCCUUGCGCAAAACUACUAUGGGCGGGUCAUUUAUAAAACCCAUUUAAUGGGCCCCUUGUGACGUGAGGCUACGAAACCAACUGGAUCCUCUUCACGUAACCAUUUACGUCUGAUCCCUCCCUUCCGUCUAGCUCGUCGACUGACUGAUUUUUAUUAUCUUCUAACUUGAUUUGUCCAUGCUUCACCUUAGUAUUUAAAUCCCAUGUGGGUUAAGAUCAUUAAACAUGCUUAUUUUUUCCAUGAAAUCUUUUGUGAUUUUGAUCGGAAGCUUUUGGGUGGUAUCUGACUUCAAAGAAAGUUAGUUUCUGUCAGCAUGCGCAAUGUUCUUGAGAACAGAGAGUCGCAUAUACUUACUUUGACUAUGAUCAUUGUGAGACCUUGUUAGAGAAAAAUCGGAAAACAGAGAGUCUCUUUGUUCCCGAACUCACAGAUAUAUAUUCUCUGUCCAGGUUCUAUCGGCUGUGGACGCAUCUCAUUCUGCUGUGGGCUGUAUACUCGUCUUUCUUCACCCCGUUGGAGUUCGGGUUCUUCCGCGGCUUGCCGCAAAAGCUGCUGCUGCUGGACAUCGCCGGGCAGUUCGCCUUCUUCGUCGACAUCUUCAUUCAUUUCUUCCUGGCCUUCCGCGACGCUCAGACCUACCGGAUGGUGUACAGUCCCCGGCGCAUCGCCCUCCGGUAACGUCAUCCAGUUCCGUCAAUUUUUCUUUUUCAACUUGAAUAAAAUAUAGAUACACCUUUUAGAUACUCUCGAGUAGGUGGACUAUUCGGUUAAAAUGUUCUAUCGGCAGUUCAAAAUUAUUUACCAAAAAUACACAAGUUGGAGACCAUGAUGGUGAUGCUGACGCGCAUUGUUUUGGCGUGAAGGAGACAUUGAAUUAUCCAAGGGAUAAAUUCCUAUAUUACUCUUUUUAGUCUAUAAUUCUUGUAGGGUAUUCUUUUCAAUUUACUCCAAAUAAUAAAAUUUUCCCCGAAUCCUCUCUGUACAUCUGCUAUACCAACCUGAUAUGGCCUUCCUCGGUGCCAGAUACCUGAAGUCGGGUUUCUUGAUGGAUCUCCUGGCGUGCCUUCCGUGGGAUAUUAUCUACAAGGUGAGCAGGGACUUCUUCACACUGCCCUAGAUGCCAUGUCGUAGUAGCCCAGCCCGUACAGUCUGACGCUGUCGCCGAAUGAUAAAAAAAUACACCCACUAGGGCCUAUCAUUGUUCUAGCUUGGUCAAUCCAAGUGAUGUUAUCAUGUUACCGGAGAGAGAUAUUUCAUAAGCAGAAAAAAUAAUUUUAAUGAGAUGGGAUUCGAUCGCAUUUGUUUACAUACUGGAAUAAUAUAAGCUUCAUUGAAAACAAGUUUUUCCUUUUCUAAUAAUAGAAUACUGUUCUUAGUUAUUUAGUAUUGUUUUCCAGACAGUUUGUGUCUAAUGUGAUGACAUUCGAUCCAAACACGGCAUCUAUCCGGAUACAUAAUACGAGACAUUUUGGGAGUUAUCUUAUUUAAACUGACGAUACUGAUUCAUGUUAAUUUUUUUAUCAUGAAUAUGAAAAAAAGAUUAAUAUUUUCAUGCAAGUGUUUGUUCUCUAAGGCAUUUUCUUACUGCCCAGAUCAUUUUAUCUUCUUGUAUGUAUUGCUGUAUGUAGGCUUCCGGGAGAAAGGAAGAGGUAAGGUACUUCCUGUGGAUCCGAUUAUGCCGGGUGCGAAAGAUUACCAAGUUUCUACAGACUCUAGAGAAGGAUAUUCGAGUAAACUACUUGUUCACGAGGAUCAUUAAACUCAUCGCUGUUGAGCUGUAUUGUACGCAUACUGCUGCUUGUAUUUUUUACUACUUAGCGACAACCCUGCCAUCAUCUAUGGAAGGAUACACAUGGAUUGGAAGUCUACAACUCGGUGAAAACAGCUAUAAGAAUUUCAGGGAGAUAGAUCUUUUGAAGCGGUACUUGACAUCAUUAUAUUUUGCUAUAAUUACCAUGGCGACUGUGGGUACGUGUGCCAGUUUCUACAUCUGAUUCCCUAAAAUCAAGGCUUUCAUGAUCUUUUUUCCUUCUGGGAAUAGCAAUGUUCUCCAGCCCUUAUUAAAAACUAAAUGCAAAACUGAUGCUUAUAUUUCAUAGAUAUGUCUUUGGAUUAUUAACUAGGACUUGACUCCCGUGAAGCCUUCCUAAGAUUUUCAUGUUGACUACAGUAAUAUGGAUGGGCUAUGAACUUUUGAAGGAACCUAGUUGCUGUUGCGGGACUCCUUUUUCUGUACAAAACGCAAUAUCUCAUUCUUUUAAGCAAAUAUAUGCGAGAUAAUGGAUUUGAAUUUCUUAGGAAUAUAGAUUCCCUUCGAUCAUGGAUAAUCUCAAGAAGUACUCCAUUUUAAAAAAAAAGAAAAAAAAGGCAGAAGCUAUGCUCUAACAGUCUCAUGUUAUUUACACAUCCCAACAUCAGGCUUAUCCUGUUCCUGUUCAUUUCGACCCUUCACAGUGUCUAAAACAAUUUGACGACCGGUUUUGCUGUUUUUCUUGAUUUAGAUCUACAGGCCAGCAAAUGAGUGAGUUGAUGCUCCUGAUGUUGAUGAUAAUGCUGAUCUUUACAAAGCAUCAAGGCGUAGCCUUCCUUUACGGGACUGAGAUGAUUAAUUUCCGCAAAAUCCUGUUUAUUUGUUUUUAUGAUGGUAGGAUUAUCUCUCGACAUGGAUACGGACUAAUGUUUAAUGCUGGUGCUUCUCAAACCACGUCGCAGGUUAUGGAGAUAUUCAUGCAGUUAAUAUAAGGGAAAUGGUGUUCGUUAUGAUAUUUGUUUCCUUCGAUAUGAUACUUGGGGCUUACUUGAUCGGAAACAUGACCGCUUUAAUUGUUAAAGGAUCGAAUACAGAGAGAUAUAGAGACAAAAUGACAGAGUUGAUUAAAUACAUGAACAGAAAUAAACUUGUCAAGGAUAUACGGAACCAAAUAAAAGGGCACGUGCGCUUGCAAUACGACAUAAGCUACACAGAUACUAAUGUUCUUCAGGACAUGCCAAUCUCUAUUCGUGCCAAGGUACAUAGAUUAGUAUGAACUGAUUUGACUCAUGCAUGAUUCAAUUUUUUUUAUGGAAUUAGAAAAUCUCUAUAUAAAUUCUAAAUAGGGAACAAUGUCUUAUACCAAUAUGUUUAACUAAAAAUGCUUUCUGUUGCAGGUUUCACAGAGUUUGUACCGGCCAUACAUUGAAAAAGUUCCUCUAUUUAAAGGAUGCUCAUCAGAAUUUAUAAAUCAGAUCGUAAGAAAUUAAUUUCCCCUUCUUUCUGGUAAUUUUCUGCUUAAAUGUCGCGAAGUUAGUCACUUGAAACGUUUUCUUUGACGAGGUAUUACCUUAUUAUACUCAUCUGUAGUUUUCACGAAAAGGGAAAUUUUUCUUAUAUAUUCUCUUCAAGACAAUAUAGAUGGGAGUUACCAAAGCGAAAGGUUUCCAUAUUCAUCGCCAUUAGUUAAGGAAUUCCUGAUGCUGGGGCACAGAGCUUCUCAGUUCACUCUCACAAUCUAAAGAGUGUCGGGUGUACUUCAGAUCUUCAGGUUCCUUCCCAUUGUCAUGGGAACACAUGCGACUCUCAUUUCCUAUCAUAUAUGCUGACCCAAAAGAUAAUACCAAUGUGAGAAAAGAGUUGAACUCAGUGUCUCUCUUACUCGCUCAAACUAUUUACUGUUCCUAGGUUUCUUUUGAAUUCAUUAUUGAGAAAUAAAUAAAUUUUCUUUUUGAUGUAUAUGAAGACUUUCAUGUCAUAUCCUGUCUCCUUUUCAGGAGCUUCUGGAUUAUAUAUACAUCAUCUCUUUUUAACUUGUAGGAUUUCCUUUCAGUUCUUGUGCUGAUGCUCACAACUGAAGGGCUUUCUAGAAAUAAUUUUGAGAUAUUUUGAAAAAUUAUAGCCAAAGUCAGAUCUUUCUCAUAUCCUUAUUUCUUGGAGAAUCAAUUGUGGCUCACAUACUACGAAUUAUAUAUCAUAUGAAGGAUGUGUACCGUUCACUUUAUUGGACUCCAUGUGAAUUGUGUGAAAGAAACAAUGCGAUGUGAAUUCGCACCGCCACUUUCUUCUAAUUUUAUGGAUAUGUUUCAAAAUUACGUGGGAAUUCCUUGCAUGCAAGCAUAUCUAAAGGAUGAAUGCUUCAGGUAGCUGGUGAACAUUUUCACAUUUCAUUUAUUUUAAACUUCAUUGUGUUCUUUUAAAGAAUAAAAUAAUGUAUAACAGGCUUGGAAAGCAUCAGCAUUUUACAAACUUAGACGGUCAUCAUAUCAUUAAAAAUACCUUGGGAAAUCUUAGACUGGGUAUUUUUCGCAUCUAAUUAUGUUCUUCAAACAAAAAUGGCCGUAGAACAGGGCUGACCCAAUGUCAUUCAUGGUGUGAAGUUCAAACCAGUUUAAGAUUCUUGUUCACUUACACGAUAAUUUAAUAUAAGAUUACGGUAAUUAUUUUAAUUUUACUUUUUUCCAAUUUAUUUAUAUGUCUGUUGAUCCAAUAGCUAUUGGUUCGGUAAUUUUUCGACUCAAGAAAACGAAUGAAUCACAGGUAGUUAGACUACAAGAAGAAUUUUUUCUUCCGGGUGAAAUCAUCAUGGAACAGGGAAAUGCCGUGGAUCAGCUUUAUUUUGUGAGUCAUGGUGUACUGGUGAGUCAAGAAAAAGAACUCCCCUUGACGAGCUCAUGGCUGCGGAUGGUCAACUGGAAUGCCGCCAUUGACGAGCUCAUGGCUUUGCUGCGCAGGACGGAGUGGCCAUUGCGGAGGACGGCUCUGAAGAGACCAUACUGCAACUGGAGGCCGACUGUUCGUUCGGGGAGAUCGCCGUGCUCUGCAACAUUCCCCAGCCUUACACCGUCCGGGUCUCCGAGCUGAGUCGACUCCUGCGACUCGACAAGCAGUCCUUCACCAACAUCAUGCAGAUCUACUUCUUCGACGGAAGGGCCGUCUUCAAGAACCUCCUAGAGGUCACGCAUCCUGGGUAGCCGCUGGCUUGGGAUUUUAUGAGAUUUUACUAAAAGUAGAUGGGAAUUUAUGUUGUGCAGGGUAAUGAGUCAACGCUUCAGAUCAAGCAGCUGGAGUCGGACGUCAGCUUCCACAUUGGGAAGCAAGAGGCCGAGCUUGCUCUGAAAGUCAACAACGCGGCUUUCCAUGGGGAUCUGCAUCACCUGAAGGGUCUGAUUCGAGCGGGCGCGGAUCCCAACAAGUCUGAUUACGACGGCCGUUCACCUCUGGUAUGAACUCUCCAAGUUUUCAAGACAUCAUGAUUCAUCUGUCUCCGACGGUGUCCGACGGUGUUCUCCUUCUUCUUCUCCAAAGCAUCAUGCAGCUUCCAAAGGCUACGAAGACGUCUGCCAGUUCCUCAUCCAAGAAGGCGCGGAGAUCGACAGACGAGGUACAGCCCGAGAUCCGGGUCUCUGAUCUGCUCUUCUUCUGGCUCUUCACUGUUCGUCAGCUAAGUCCGAAGAGUAAAAACACCCAGAUAAAUUCGGCAACACGCCGAUGCUGGAGGCCAUCAGGAACGGCCACGACCGGGUGGCCGCACUGAUGGUGAAGAACGGCGCCUCCCUGAGCCUGGAGAAUGCCGGCUCCCACCUCUGCCAGGCCGUGGCCAACGGCGACGUGGAUUUCCUGAAGAGGGUCCUCUCCAACGGGGUUGACCCCAACUCCAGAGACUAUGACCACCGCACCCCGCUCCACCUGGCGGCCGCCGAGGGCCUCCACGUCAUAGCCAGGAUCCUCCUCGAAUCCGGCGCCAGCGUCUUCACAGAAGACAGGUUGACCUUCUGGGACCGUGUAGAUAUUUUCAUAGCUUCGCAUGUCCAAGUCAUCAUCCUCAUCUUAUGGAAACUGCAGAUGGGGGAACACUCCGCUGGACGAGGCGCGCAAGUGCGGGAGCAAGGUGAUGAUCAAGCUCCUCGACGACGCCAAGUUUUCCGAGUUGACCGAGUUCCCCGAGCGCCUCAAGGAGAUCCGUGAGCACCCGAAAACCCAUAAAAUCUUUUUUCUUUUUCAAAGGUAUAUCUAUGUCAGGUAGAUUAUUAGGAAUCAAGCCGUUGAUGACUGCAGUUGAAAUUUCUGAAAGUAGAGGUUAGGGCAGCUAGAUUGGAAUGAGAUCCAAACCACCCAGGUUGACCUUGGGAGAAGUCAAUGGCCUCGGGCCGGCCCUGUAGAAAUAGAAGAAAAUUAACAUUUUUGGGUGUUAUUUAAUGCUGAGAAAUUUUGAUUCUGUGGACAGACAAGACGCACCCGGUGAGGUGCACGGUGUUUCCCUUCCAUCCGUGGGGCCCGCGGGAGGGGAGGAGAGAGGGCAUCGUGAUGUGGGUCCCUCGCUCCAUCGAGGAGCUCGUCAAGGCCGCCCAGGAGAAGCUGGGCUGCUCGGGAUGGCGGAUACUCUCCGAGGACGGGGGGAGGAUCCCCGACGUAGAGAUGAUAUCUGACGGCCAGAAAUUGUACCUGCCCGCCGCCACCUCAUCCGAUGGCCACCCUUGA
Messenger RNA from Spirodela intermedia, 7512 nucleotides. The record is from the annotation of a GenBank genome assembly. Lineage: Eukaryota; Viridiplantae; Streptophyta; Magnoliopsida; Alismatales; Araceae.